CUGAAGGCAAAUACUCUUAGAGAUGUGAACAAAUGGUAUGAUCAUUUGCAUGAGUCUUAUGAAAACUCAUUUACAGAUGAUGACGGGAAUGAUUUGUUUAAGGAGGCUGAUAUUGAUAAAGCAUUUGACACACUUGAAAAAUCAAUAGUUCCCCAUAUCACAACUAAAAAUUUAUUUGAUCCUAAUGGAAAUGCAGAAAAAGAUCCCCUUGACAGUGAAUUUCAGCCUAAAGCUCACGAAGAAGAAAAAUGGGGGAAAAACAGAGAAAUAAAUGUUCCAGAUGAUGAACCAAUUGAAGGUAUAAAUAAAGAUGAACUUGUGAACUCAGGAAGUAAAGAUAGUAGAUCAGUAGAGGGUGUGAGUAUAGAUAAUAAGCCAGAGGAAGCUGUCAUUAAAGACUAUGAAUCAUUGAAUAAAGAUGAAGCACAAGUGGAAACGGUGUGUAAAUAUGAUGAACUAGUGGAAUCUAUGGGUAAAGAAGAUGAACCGGGGGAGGUUGUGAGUAAAAAUUAUGAACUGAUGGAAGCUGUGAGUAAAGAUGUGUGUAUGGAAGACAGAAGAAAGGAAGAUUUACCAGUGCAAGCUGUGAGUAACGAUGAUGAGCCAUUUGAAGGUAUGGGUAAAGAUGAUGAGCCAUAUAAAGGUAUGGGUAAAGAUGAGGAACCAAUAGAAGCUGUGAGUAAAGAAAAUGAACCAAUGGAAGCUGUGAGUAAAGAUAGUGAACCAGUGGAGACUGUGAGUAAAGAAAAUGAACCAGAUGAACAAAUGGAAGCUGUGAGUAAAGAUGAGUCAGUGGAAGCUGUGAGUGAAGAUGUUGAGCCAGUGGAAGCUGUGACUAAAGAUGGUGAACCAGUGGAAGUCUUGAAUAAAGAUGAUGAACCAGUGAAAGCUGUGAGUAAAGA
Molecule: messenger RNA, 902 nt
Organism: Owenia fusiformis
Lineage: Eukaryota; Metazoa; Annelida; Polychaeta; Sabellida; Oweniidae
Source: the annotation of a GenBank genome assembly